This is a messenger RNA of Hydra vulgaris (swiftwater hydra), 2255 nucleotides long. RefSeq names its product stimulated by retinoic acid gene 6 protein-like. The record is from RefSeq and is a predicted model, not a curated record. Gene Ontology annotation, molecular function: retinol transmembrane transporter activity; signaling receptor activity. Gene Ontology annotation, cellular component: plasma membrane. Gene Ontology annotation, biological process: vitamin A import into cell. Lineage: Eukaryota; Metazoa; Cnidaria; Hydrozoa; Anthoathecata; Hydridae.
UUAAAUUUAACUCAUUCAAUGCUAUGCUAUAAAAACUACUACUUAUAAAAGUUGUUUGAUAUAAAUAAUUUUAAAUAGUUAUUUUGUUUCAGUAAAACUUUUGUAAUAGUAAGACUACUUAAAUCAUAAUGGCAGCACUAACACAAAGUACAGUUAUGGAAACAACAACAGCAAGUCAGCCUUCAACGACAACAAGUCUGCCUUUAAUUUGCGACGCAAGCAUAGAUUCAACAAUAAUUUAUAUUACAGCAGGAAUCUCAUACGCUCUGCUGCUUUUUAUGUUUAUAUUUACUAAAAGGAAAGUCAAAUGUUGCUGGUUUAAAAGACCUGGAUGUCUCGUAGCAUUAAACAUGUUGGAUAACUAUGAAAAUCGUUUUGGAUACACAUUAGCGUUUGGAUUAACUGUCACCAUGUGCGUUUCAAUUGUUUUAGAUGAUUAUGCUCCUAUUAUUGGGCCAAAGAUGGCUGCAACAAUAACAAACUUACCACGCACCAUGAAAUGGUUAUCAGUUAUUUUCAAAAUCCUAUUUUCUGGAGUUAUAGCUGUCAUUGGAGCUCCAUUUUUUAUUUGUCAAACAAUGAAAAACCGCCUUAUAGGUUCUAUUAUUGGUUUCCUGUUUUGCUUUAUUUGGAUAGUUUUUGAAGUGUCAAAAGUUAUGUAUUUGGCUAACAGCUGUUGGGGAGUUAAUGAAAAGAAUUUAAGCUUGAUCAAUUUAUCAAUGCAAUUCCCAAAGUAUGCUUGUUUGAUUUUACUCACCCUAAAGUUUGUGUAUUUGUUCAUAAAAACGCUCAUUAACAGAAAAAAAAGUUCUACAAAGAUUUCAUGGAUGCUGUUUGAUGAUACUAACUGGAAAGAAGAAUAUAUGUAUAAGCAUGUAACAUUUUUAUUAAAAAAACAAAAUCAAUUCAAGCCUCCCGAGGUUCAAAGUUCAUUAUCCAAGCAUGCAAUUAAGACAAAGUUGCAGUCAAAAAUUUACAAAUACACACCAGAAUUUCAAUACUCUAUUCGAAUGAUAUCAUCAGGCUUUGUUUCAAUAUUAGUCAUUUACAUAAUCAUUGUUCGGAUUUUCAUACUGUACAAGGUGCUUAUUGGACAUGACGGUGUUCCAGGUCUAAUUAUUGCUAUUAGCAAUUAUAUCAUUAUAAAAGGUUGGCUCAGAAGUGAGCAAAUGAACCAAUACAUUACUUGUUUUAAAGUGAGUGUGUAUUUGGCUUUAUCUUUAACUAUUGCUUCAUUUUUGCUUGUACUUUUUAAUUCAUUUAAAUGUUAUCGAACACAUAUUUUAAAGUUGCGAAAAGGAGAUUGGUCUUUUCUGCCCAGCUCUCUUCGUCGUAAACAAUUUGAUGCUAUUACUCCUACAUCACUCAUGGUUGCCAGUAUGAAGUUUGCCGGAUAUCAAGUUGCUUAUUCUUUAUGGGGUUGCUUUAUUCUCUUUGACAUCUUUUUCAUUGUUGUGUUUGCAUUAAGCAUCGAGAUUAACAAUAUAAUCCAUAAAAAGUUUUCAGUUAUUUUGACAUAUUUACCUUAUAUGUGGCAAACAAUUCUUGUUGGUAUUAUUGUUAUGAUCAUUCAAAAACUACUUGCAAGAUUUGUUUUUAUAAUAAAUAAAAAUGUUGUUGCUGUUAACAACAGAAGAGUUUAUCAUGGUGCUGCUUUUUUAUUUUUUUACUUCAAUAUUUUUAUUGGUCUUGUUACAUCUUUUAUGCGAAUUAUCUAUGGCAUGAUACUUGGAAUUAUUUUUUUUCAAAGAUUGCAACAUAGUUCUCUUCCAAGGUACUAUGAGAAGUUUGAUCCAGGUUACAUGGCUUACAUUGGUUACAUUUUAUUGGAGCAUUUUCAUGCAAAUCCUGUUGUUCAAUGUUUUAUUCGUUUGUUAACAGAUCAAUGCUGUAACAAAUUUUCUAGAGAUGAGGAUGUCUAUUUUGAAAAUUCAGUGAUGAAGUUGGUUGAAAAAGGUUCUAUACCGGCGGAAAAGUUGCGUCGCUGUCGAAAUAUAAACAGGUGGCACUUAUACGUUAUGCUUUCGCAGAAUGUUUCACUUCAGAAAUAUCGUUAUCAUAGGUUAAAAAAAGCAACUCAGUUAUCAGUUUCUGGUAUGCUAUUCAACAUUCAUUCGUCAAAUUUUGUUAUACCCAUUAACAAUGUUUCAUAGUAAUAUUUGUGUUACGAACUUUAAUUCAUGGAAUGGUUGUUUUAAGGAAAAAAGCACUGUUUAUAAUAAUAGACAUUGUUUAGAGAAUCAAUAUAGCUACUA